AUGUUAUCAAAUAACCAUCUCGAACCCUCCCGUCAUAUCAAUCCAGUGGACAUCCUAAUCUUCGACGAAGGGAGUCAGAUAGAAGUCGGAAGUUACCUUCCACUUUUCGACCGUUUCAAGUUCACCCUCGCGAAGAUCGUCUUCAUUGGGGACAACAAGCAGUUGCCACCUUAUGGACAACGCGAGAUCUCGACACUACAUAGCAUCUUCGAAGUCAACCACCCGCAUAAAACAGCAGUAUUCUUAGAUACGCAAUAUCGCAUACCUCGCGUGCUCGGCGACUUCAUUUCACAGAGAGUCUACAACGGGAAAUUGAAAAUUUGUCACGCAAACUCAGUCAGUCUCCCGUGCCACUUCAUUGACGUUGAAAGAGGACAGGAAGAACCAUCAGGAAAGAGUUGGAUCAAUCCCUCAGAGGCGCAAGUUGUAGUGCAGAUCGCCGCUGCAUACCAAGCCAAGGCACUAAACUGUCGUAUCGUCACACCGUCUGAUGCCCAACGCUCCCUUAUUGAACGUGAGCUGCAGGCGGCGAACGUACGUCAUGAAGAUAAAGUAUUCAACAUAGAUUCAUUUCAAGGCAACCAGGCGGAACACAUCAUUAUCUCUCUGGUCAGGUCACAGACUUGGCUUCCUGAUUCAUGA
Pisolithus orientalis is the source of this 642-nucleotide messenger RNA. RefSeq names its product AAA domain-containing protein. NCBI's taxonomy places the organism in Eukaryota, Fungi, Basidiomycota, Agaricomycetes, Boletales, Pisolithaceae. The transcript is spliced from 5 exons. The coding region runs from base 1 to 642 and encodes 213 amino acids. Gene Ontology annotation, molecular function: 5'-3' DNA helicase activity. The record is from RefSeq and is a predicted model, not a curated record.